CCUAUUUAUAUUUCGUUGUUUGGUGGUUGUUUUCUGUUGUCAUAGUGAUGCAGCUGUUCACCGCUCUUAUCAUUGAGAAUUUCAUAAUGAAAUGGGACAAGAGUGGAUCUAGAAGAAGCAGAGGAAAUUCAGACUUUGAGGAAUCUCAUCACUUUAUGUCUGUACAUGAUAUGUUCAGAGAAAGUCUUCAGGAACCAACAGAAGAUGAGAUAAUGUUACAAAUCAGUAACAACCAUUAUCUACAAGAGGCUACUCUGGGAUGUGUUGUCACAACAUGAAAGGGAAGUCAAUCUGUCAUUGGGAUUUUAAAGUUUCACAAUAUUGAGGCAUACCAAAGGGAGAUCAGUAGACACGUCUAAGGGAGAUCAAUUUGUCAUCAAUCUAAUAAGAGCUCACUAAUCCCCUUCCAUGCCCAUGAGGACAUGUGAGGACAAAUAGAAAAUGACAACAAUUUAUUGUAGGAAUUCUAACUGAGAUUAGUCUGUGAAUUGAAGAAAGGUUUCUCUGUAUGACUUCAUUAUGAGAAGUCUUUUGGUGUAGACUGUCACAAAGAACUUCACUUUCAACAUUGUGCCAUGGCAUUGAUUUAGUCAUACAUGUAUAUGACAGGGACCCUGUCUUAUUUCUGUGCUAUUUAUGAAAGACUUCUUUAUAAUAUAUACAAGGUUGAAUCCACAGUAUAACUUGUACAUGGUAUAUCUUUUAUAUUACCUCCUCAUUCUCAAUAAUGUUUUUAUUUUUAGACAUAUACCUUAUAUAUUAUGACCUUUUAAUAUGCAUAAAUUUUUUUAACUAUUUAUAUGGAAAGUUAAAUAUACCCAAAAAUCAUGCAUAUGUCAUAGAAAAUUUGCAUGAUAAGAAUAGGCUAGAAUAAAUAUCCACGAGAUCCAUGAACUGUAUUAACAAAAUAUUUAAUUGUUAGUAUUGAAAAUGGCAGGUAAAAAGUUGAACAUAUCAAUUUUUCAAAACUGAAAAAAGGUUGUCAGAAACAUGAAAAGAUGAACAAAAUGAUUGGGCAUUUUAAACCAGAAUUGUUAUACAUACCUUUAUUUGAAGGCUGUAGGAAAGUUACUUUGGUAUUAUUAUU
Messenger RNA from Saccostrea cuccullata (small rock oyster), 1087 nucleotides. Its product is annotated as two pore channel protein 2-like. The record is from RefSeq and is a predicted model, not a curated record. NCBI's taxonomy places the organism in Eukaryota, Metazoa, Mollusca, Bivalvia, Ostreida, Ostreidae. The transcript has 3 exons. Bases 48 to 278 code for a protein of 76 amino acids.